This is a messenger RNA of Amphimedon queenslandica, 982 nucleotides long. RefSeq names its product protein BTG2-like. The record is from RefSeq and is a predicted model, not a curated record. The transcript has a single exon. Gene Ontology annotation, cellular component: cytoplasm; nucleus. The coding region runs from base 125 to 640 and encodes 171 amino acids. Lineage: Eukaryota; Metazoa; Porifera; Demospongiae; Haplosclerida; Niphatidae.
CUCUAAGAAAGAAAGACAAGAGAGUGAACUGUGAAAAGAAGCGAAGUCAGUUUAUAUCGGCCGUGUGUCCAGCUCUGUGACUCUCUAGGUAUUGUGCCACCUGUACUACGUAAAGAAAGAGAACAUGAAGAUCGAGUUAGCUUGUGCGUGCGAGUUUUUGGCGAGGAUGAUGCUAAGCAAGAACCUUCCCGUCCAAUUCAUCAAGCCGUUCUCUGAGAGACUGGGAGAGCUCUUAGAGAAGAAAUACAAGAACCACUGGCAUCCCGAGAACCCGAGGAAGGGGAGCGCUUACCGCUGCAUUAGGAUAAACGGGAAGAUGGAUCCUGUACUUAGCGAGGCAGCAAAAGUGACCGGGCUCUCUAACAUCUCUCUCUACCUUCCCAGGGAAUUCACAAUGUGGGUCGAUCCUAACGAGGUCUCGUACAGAUUCGGCGAAGAAGGCAGCAUAUGCCAGUGCCCACUCUCGACCUCGAACCAGGAAGAAUUCCCAUUCACUGAGAGCCUCCACCAACACAAGUCAUGUGCUGAAUGGUCAUCAAAGAGUGUGGAACAUUCUCGACCUUCUAUAUUUGACAUGCUCCCUUCUAGGAUCUCGGCAACGCCUCUAACGUACGAGAGACCAAUCAGUGUCCAAGUAUAAAUCCUGUACACACGUCCUCUCGUAUAUUAUAUUAUCACGAUUAUUUUCAACAUUUUCAUUCAAACCAGAGACCAAUAAUGAUAUUAUCUAUUAUAAUUAAUUGUUCUUUUUAUCAGGAAUUUUCAGGUCACCUAUCUAUACUCUUAUUGCACUAAUUUUCCCGACCAUUCAUUGCUGUCUUUCUCUCUCUCUCUCUUUAUGUGUGCCUCUCUCUUUCUAUCAUACUAUUUCUUUUUUCCUUAUGCUUAAUAUCACUGCUUUCUGUGUAUUAUUAUGGAAAUGUAUUGUCAGCCCUCCAUUAUCACUGUUAAAAUAAUAAAAAUUCUGCCAAUUUAAACAUCA